Sporothrix brasiliensis 5110 is the source of this 3504-nucleotide messenger RNA. Its product is annotated as polarized growth protein. Gene Ontology annotation, molecular function: protein binding. Lineage: Eukaryota; Fungi; Ascomycota; Sordariomycetes; Ophiostomatales; Ophiostomataceae. The transcript has 3 exons. Gene Ontology annotation, cellular component: plasma membrane. The record is from RefSeq and is a predicted model, not a curated record. Bases 1 to 3504 code for a protein of 1167 amino acids. Gene Ontology annotation, biological process: actin cytoskeleton organization.
AUGGCUGCAGCACAAAAUCCACGACCCGACGUGGGCGACAUUCUCGUCGUGAUCCACGACUUUCAAGCUAGAAGUUCAGAUGAAUUGACACUGGCAAAGGGCGACCGAGUUGAGCUGUUGGAGCGGGACGACGAAUUUGGCGACGGUUGGUUUUUGGGAAAGCACAUGGUCAGCAGCAACACUGGCCUGUUCCCUGAAGUCUACACCCGCCCAUCUCCAAAAGGCUUCCCCACCGGUGCCAGCGCUCUCGCCGCCGUAAAACAAGUUCCCCUGCCGAGUCUACCGACCAGCCCAACCACCGAAGAGAAGCCGCCUCCGCCGUAUACGAUUUCAGAUGACAAUGCGGCCGCAACCGCAUCCUCGUCAAAUGGGACGGCCGCCGUGUCGACAUCUUCCAACGUAGCCGAGCCACCGGCCGCUACAGCUGCCGCCUCUGUGCCUGAUUCUUCUGCUCCAGCACCGGCGUCGAAUACAACUGCCCAAGACCGGCCACAGUCCCCGACGACACCUACGGCCGCAACGAUCCCCGUCUCGUCCCAACCCCCAACGUCGAUUAACGUGGAUUCGCCUGCACCCACUUCGUCGUUCAACCAGUCAACACCUCCUCCUGUAUCUGCGAGCACUGGCUAUAGCGGACGCCUGGUUUCAGGACAUGACAGCCAAGUCCUGCACGAGACACUCAACGUCAUCGACGAACACAUUACCGACCUUCGGUCUCCAUCCGGAAGCAAUGGCACGCACCUGCACGCACCUACCGACUCUGGCAGUGAAUACAGCUCCAACCUCGACCACCGCAUGUCCUACAUCCAGGGCGAGGAAACGGACGAGGAGGAAGAUGGCUUGCACACCCGCAGCGAAGUCGAGGCUUGGGGCCCCGACGAUGUCGCGGAGUACCUUUUUACCGUCGGUGUCGAGAAGAAGCACUGCGAGGUCUUCCGUGACCAGGAAAUUACGGGUGAAGUCAUCUUGGAGAUGGACCAGGCGUCGCUUUUUAUCAAGGCAUUUGAUUUGGGUCCCGUGGGGCGCCGCCUGAAGACAUGGCAGAAAAUCAAGGCUUUGCAGGACGAGGUGAAUGGCCACGGAUCCGCCACAGGAAACAGGCGGCGGAGCAAUUACGGUAGCGACAUUGCUUCCGAGGAUGCGAGACGGUCAAAUCGCAGCCGCACAAACACUCUAACUGGUGCCAACAACCCGCCCAACAUGCAGCAGCGUCUGCCGCCUAUUGACGACCGCCCGAUCUCGAUCCAAUCCCGUCGCCUUUCUCUCAAUCAGACGCCUAGAAUGGAACCCGCCCAACCCGUCUCUCCCAUCUCGCCCAUAUCGACUCGCGGCUUUUUGGACGGUUCUGGAGCACCCCUGUCGCCAAGGCGAUCGAUCCUUCACGAGAAGCGCCCGUCUGCAGCAUCUAUCCGUGACCUGCACCACUCGCGGCGCCAUUCAUCAACGGAUUACCGCGCAUCCAUCACCUCGUCCAUCGCCCCACGCCUUACAUCAAGCGGUACAUUUCCCCUGGUCGACAACACGCAGCAGCACUUCCAGCCCGAGCCACAGUCACAACAGGGACAGCAGCAGCAGCAGCAACAUAAGAAGCACCCCUCGUUUGACCGUAACUGGACACUUGGCAAUGCUAGUUCAAAUGCCCAGCAGCCUCCCCCGGCGCACCAGCCGUUGUUCCACCCCCGGCCGCUGUCGUCGGCUGGCAUCCAGGAUGUGCUCGCUUCCCAGGACCUGGACCAGGGCCUCACUGCCGGGCUGAGCGAGCCGAAUGUUGAUUUUGACAGAGGUUAUUUCUCAGGCACCGAUGCCGAUCCCCGCCGUCGUUCACUGCUACAGAAGAAGAACCGUGACAGCUUCAUAAAAUCGGCCCGGGGUGGUCCGACUGUCUCUGCAUCGUCCUAUGCGGAGGAGCAGCGCGUCAGAAGUGCUACUGCUCUUUCUCGGCACUCACGUUUCGGUAGUGUUGACUCGGUGCGCGACCCAUCCGGCUUGUCAUCGGCAGCCCAAAAGUACUACGGUGUAGCGGGAGCCAAUGGAGCUGCUGCCCCGCACCGUCGGACCACGUCUUCAAACACGACUGAUUCCGUGCGCAUGCGCCCUGCCCUCCCGCCCAAGGACAACCCCGCUCCCACGGUCACUAAGUUGGACGGUUCAAACAACGCACUGGACAAGCCGCGCCCGUUGGUUGCUUCGCCAGGUCCUGCUUCGCCCCAUCGCCAAGGUGAUUGGUUCUCGACCAGACCUGGCUUCAAGACGCCGAGCUUUGGUCUCCGUGCGUUGUCGGAUGCUGUCGUAGGACACGACCGGAACAAGAUGGCCUCGCCUGUCUCGCAUGCGGACUCCUUCCCCAAAGACUCACCGAUGCAAUCACCGUCUCGGACCGGAUCUAGUACGCCUUCGGCUGGACCGAGCUUUGAACUGGAUUCUCCUGACCCGCGGAGCCCGAGCACCACGGCUACCGUGACCUCGGCCCGGAGCAACAAUACCGGCGCCGCUCGUAAGAAGGGCAAGAAAGAGACGAGCGCCUACCAGCGCGGCCUGCUGAAGAUCAGCCCGCGCGAGGCGAUGCAGGAUGCCGACUACAGCGGCUGGAUGAAGAAGAAGAGCUCCAACCUCAUGGCUACGUGGAAGCCGCGUCUCUUUGUCCUCAAGGGCCGCCGCCUUGCGUACUACUAUUCUGAGGACGAUGACCAGGAGAAGGGUCUUAUCGACAUUUCUUUCCACCGGGUGUUGCCGGCCGACAACGAGCGCCUAACCGGCCUCCAUGCUACCCUCACGGGCGCCUCGACGACGCCUGCCGUCCCUGCCAACAGCAACAUGCCUACGCUGGCCUCGGCCGAGGCGGAUGCCGAGCCGACGUCCUCGCUCAAAUCGGGCUCCUCCCAAGACUCCAUCUUCAUCUUCAAGCUAGUGCCGCCCCGUGCUGGCCUCUCGCGGGCCGUCAACUUCACCAAGCCCAUGGUGCACUACUUUGCCGUUCCCAACGUCAAGCAGGGCCGGCUCUGGAUGGCCGCCCUUAUGAAGGCCACAAUCGACCGCGACGAUGCCGUUGCUAUCACCACGACAUACCAGCAGAAGACGAUCUCUCUUGCCAAGGCUCGGCAAAUGCGCCACCGUCCACCAGCGCUGAUGAACCUCGACGAGAAGGUGGAGGACUCGCGCAUCAUGGGCCGGGACGACCAAGCCAAGGACGACGAAGACAAUGAUGACAUGAACAUUCUGGGCGACGACGAGAAGCGCAUGCUGGCCGCGGCUUUGGCAACCACCAACGCUCGGAAGGUAGAGAAGCCCAUCAACGGCCUAGGAAUCACCUAUGACAAGGACGGCGUGACCCCUCUCACCACUGCCUCGUCCUCGACCGCGCUGCCGGGCUCCGAGAACGUGGCCAGCAGUGCGAACAAACUGCCCACCGCAGGAGGGGCGCCCUACAAGGUCGAGAGUGCCCGUGCGCGGCAGUUUAUCUUUGAGCCCGAAAAAGACGAAGACCGGCUCCCAAUGAGCGCUUAA